AUGGCCACACGAGUGCGGUGGCUGUUACUAAGAUUGAGGCUCUUCACACCGAUCUCGUACGGCCUUCAGCAGUCAGGGGAGCGUGAGACUGACGCCUAUUUUGGCGACAGAGGUAUUGUGAACACCAGGGAGGAGGGGGAACACGCGUAUGCGGACGUGCAGACCACACAUAUGAAGACGGUGAGGGCGACGACUUCUACUCCGGCGCGGCAUCUUCUGUCGCGCCCUUCAACGCAGGACAAGAUUGCAGCAUAUAUUGCAGCUGCAAAGAAGAUGAUGGUUGCCUGUCGUGCGGAAAAGACGAAGGUCAACCCCGAGAAGAAGCCAGCGAAAAAGAUAAGCCAAGCAAAGAAGAAGAUGUCGAAACCCACGCUCACGUCCAGAGCAAUAGAGUCCAAGGAGGCCUGUGAACUCCUAUUUGAGCUGUGGAUAUGUCCAUGGGCAUUGGCGCUGGAUUAG
Phytophthora infestans T30-4 is the source of this 459-nucleotide messenger RNA. RefSeq lists its product as uncharacterized. NCBI's taxonomy places the organism in Eukaryota, Oomycota, Peronosporomycetes, Peronosporales, Peronosporaceae. The record is from RefSeq and is a predicted model, not a curated record. The coding region runs from base 1 to 459 and encodes 152 amino acids. The transcript has 3 exons.